AUGGACCAAGAGCUCUUGAAGCAAAGAAAAGAGAAAUACAGGCAGUGGCUCCACAAUCACAAUAAACACAAGGCCAAUGCCAAAGCGCCAAUGAAGCUCCGAAAGAAAUGGACAGCACACCAGGUCAUUGAAGAGCAGCGGAAGGCUGACAUUCUUCAGCAAAUACAUGAAGAAAUUGAGGAGGAGACUGGGCAGAAGCCUGGGCAGACAGAAGUCCUCAGGAGGUAUCAACCAACGAUGAUGGCAAUCAUGAAAGGGCUGGAUCACAAUGAGUUGGAGGAAGCCCAGGCGAAGGCCGACGAGUGGACAAAUCAAGCACCUGACCCUGUAGUCCAGGCCAAGACGGCUAGAAAAAAUGAUCAAGCACUUCGCCAAAGAGAUAUUUACUCAGGCCAGUUCAACUUCAAUGAACACCCCAGGAGAGGAUCCAGCUUCAUGAAAUGCAAGGACUGGCAGGUCAUCUUACUGGCAUGGGAAGAUUUCAUCGGUGAUGAAUUCAGAAUAUGCUGCGGAAAACGGAAGGUCCCAGUGCCAUGGAGUGACAUAAUGAAGGGGCAGUCUCAAUUCAUCUCCAGCACAUACCUGCCAGAUGAUAUCAAGAUCACAGACCCAUCCAAAAUGCAACGGGAUGAAGCCAAUGCCUUGUUGGAAUCGUGGAUUGACGACAAGGGCAAGAUGCAUUCUCCCAUCGGUGAAGACUCUGAUGACUCUGAUGCUGAUGCUGAUGAUGAGGGCUUGUGGCCCAGGCCAACUACAAAGUCAUCGGCCACUGCUGCACUAUCAUCGGCCGGACUUCCAAAAAGGCCGACGAGGUUCAUCAAACAAGCUCAUGUUAGUUCUGCUGAUGAAGAAUCUAACAACACUGAUGCAUAUGUGUCUCUGCCAAAAGUAAGGAAAGAUGCCCCUGACUGUGUGGGGAAAGGUGCAAUUACAGAACACAGUGACCAGAGCUUAAUCCUGGCAAUGUUGCCAGUGAGGGCAUCUGCGCCCCUGAAGGCGGUGACAAGAUUACUGCUUCCCAAUGGCGCACAUUCUGUCUUUGUGGACAGAGCACAGGGAGCAACGGGCAUCUGGGUCGGGGCAUAUACAGAUGCAGGAGAGGAAGCAGAAAGGGGAGAGGAAAGCAACGAUGCUGAAGCCGGCAUAUUUGAGGGGUUUUCCUUGGGUGUUGGCAUAGGUGUUGUGUUGGGUUACAGAUCGUUUCAUGUCGAGGGGUUUUGUAUGGCGAUGGCGGUUAUGGAUGUGUCGGCAAUGAAAGGAGUCAGGGGUUUGUGGCAGGGGUUUGUCAUCGGGGGUGGUUCUGGAAUAAUGAGCUUUGGUGGCGAAGAACUGCUGGUUCUUGUAGUUGCAGUGUCUUCCUCAUCAGAAGACUCAUCAAGCUGGCGGACGCCAGACUUGCUUGGCUUCUUCGUUGUUCUUGUCUCCUCGGCACACCUUCAGGUGGAACCAGGAAUUGUUUGCUCGAUGGCCUUUCUGCUGGCACUUGAAGCAGAGGCCUUUAUCGAAGCACUUCUGUUGUUCCUCAGGUGUGAGGGUACAAUCCACGUCCAUAGCAUUAGGGUCACAUUGGUGAACCUGUGGUCUAGGGACGUGCCAGUUGCUGGAGGGGCAUACCAAUCAGUUGUUGGCAGUGACAGUGUACCAUUUGUCAAUGGUGGUGGGGACAGUCUCCUUCGUGUAGACAGCAUUACAAAGCCCAGCCUUCAGUCCUCAUUUGAAGAAGUGGAUGAGCGUGAGGUCCUGCUUGACGCUCGCAGUGGAGGCAAGGGUCUUGAAUGCUGCAAUGUAGGGUGUCAUGUCUCCAACCUGUGUGAGGCAUUAGAGCUUAGUCAUAGCCUCAGCUUAUCAGUCGAUGGCUUGGAAGGAGGCGUUGAACUGGGUCUUAAAGUCUUUGAACGUGCUGAAGUCCACUGGGACCUUGUCAAAGGCCUCCCUGUAGAAGGUGUCUGCCCAGAUGCGUAUUUCCUGAUCCAGGUAGUCGUGGUGUCUGUUUAG
This is a messenger RNA of Suillus discolor, 1995 nucleotides long. RefSeq lists its product as uncharacterized. NCBI's taxonomy places the organism in Eukaryota, Fungi, Basidiomycota, Agaricomycetes, Boletales, Suillaceae. The coding region runs from base 1 to 1995 and encodes 664 amino acids. The record is from RefSeq and is a predicted model, not a curated record. The transcript is spliced from 8 exons.